Messenger RNA from Perkinsus marinus ATCC 50983, 227 nucleotides. RefSeq lists its product as hypothetical. The annotation marks the transcript as partial. NCBI's taxonomy places the organism in Eukaryota, Perkinsozoa, Perkinsida, Perkinsidae. The transcript has a single exon. The record is from RefSeq and is a predicted model, not a curated record.
UACUCGACGUUCGGCGAGCAUACCCGUCAUUGAGGAUCCGUGAUGACCUCAGUUGGUACCAGUGCUUGAAGUAUAAGGGCCGUUGUUAUAGGCUUGUCCGUUUAGGGUUCGGAGCGUCUUGUGCUCCGCGAUUACUGAAAAAUGUAUUAGAUUUUAUUCUCCAAAACUACCCUUCUACUCUCCGAUACUUCGAUGAUAUUUUGGUGACUCGCUUAAAUACUCAGUCG